Vicugna pacos (alpaca) is the source of this 1152-nucleotide messenger RNA. The record is from RefSeq and is a predicted model, not a curated record. Lineage: Eukaryota; Metazoa; Chordata; Mammalia; Artiodactyla; Camelidae.
AUGAGGGACCGCCUCACUCAGGGGGGAGCUGCUGUGCGCAUCCAUAAUGUCCAGGUUUCUGACAAUGGGCUGUACACCUGCUUCUUCAGAAAGGGAGGUUUCUACAACGAGGCCAUUUUGGAGCUGAAGGUGGCAGGUGUGGGCUCUGCCCCUGCAGUGCGCAUCACAGGCCCGGAGGAGGACGGGGUCCGCGUGGUGUGCACGGCCUCGGGGUGGUUCCCGAAGCCCCAGGUGCAGUGGAGAGACCUCCAUGGAGGGAAGUUCCUGGCGUUCUCUGAGGCCCACGCCCAGGAUGCUGAAGGGCUGUUCAGUGUGGAGGCCACUCUGGUGGUGAGGGACAGCUCUGUGGGGAAUGUGACCUGCUCCCUCCUCAACCCUGUCCUGGGCCAGGAGAAGGCCAUGGCCAUUUUCAUCCCAGCGCCCUUCUUCCCCCAGGCGUCUCCCUGGAAGCUGGCUUUCUUGGUGAGCCUGACUGUGCUGAUGAUCCUGCUCCUUGGGGCUGGAUGUUACACCAGGAGAGAACAUUCCACAAAGUUGCAGGAGGUUGCGAAAAAGAAGAGUCUGUGCCUGGAUAAGGAGCAGGACCAGCGGGAAAAGGAGGAGGCGCAGAAGGAGAUCGGUGAACUCCAGGCCCAACUUGCCUGGAGGAAGUCAGUGUACCUGGCUGCCUGGAGGAAGGCCCAGCUGUAUGCAGAUUGGCGGAAGGAGAAGUUCCAGGCCUGUCCUGUCACUCUGGAUCCAGGAUCUGCCCAUUCAGAGCUUGUCAUCUCUCAUGAAAAGAAAAGUGUGGCCUGGAAGGACUUCAAUAAUGCCUCAUCAGACACCUGCAGCGUACUGGGCUUUGAGGGCAUCACAGCCGGGCGCUGGUACUGGGAGGUGGAGGUCAGGGAUGGAGACAGAAGCGAGUGGGCUCUGGGAGUCUGUAGGGAAGGUGUGAACAGGAAAGGUUGGUACUUUGAAUUACCAGACAGGGGGUUCUGGGUUUUGGGUCGAUUUGAAAGUGGAUACUGUGCCCGUACUAACCCUACAACUGAUCUCUUCUGUAGGCAACCCACCACGGCAAGGAGGUUUGGCUUUGAGAGGAAUUCUCUGAAGGGUCAGCUUCAGAAGAGAGACUUCGCUCGCCUCUUCCACAGCGAACAGCAGCUGUAG